AAAAGAGGCAUUGAUGUUUAAAAGAAAACUUAAGGCGAAUACCCACUGCUAAAAAAAAAACUCCCUGUCAUGAUAGUGACUGGAGAGGGAAUAACCCUUCCAUACAUGUAGAUUUUUUUUUUCUGUUUUUUCUAAAUGAAAAGCCUCGAAGCGGAUGAUGAAUGGGCACGGUGGCGGUUUUGAUCAAGAUGUGAGUUGGGGAGGGAGGGGAGGGGGGAUGAGAAAGGCGAAAAAUAGCCUGAGUAGAAACCCUCCCACUGCCAGCAGACGGGGCAAGAGGCGAAUACUCUCUGGCUGUGGCUCCCACACAAGGAAGGCUUUGUGCAUUGGAGCGACAACAUUGCAUCUCUCCCCCCUCUCUCUCUCUCUCCUUCCCUCAUGGAUGCAGCAGCCGCUGUCUGUGAUAACCUGCCUUUCUGAUUUAUCUCUUUUCUCAUUAUUUCGUAUUCCAGGCGCCCUUCCUGCUUUGUUGCCGAUGCACUGAGAUUAAAACACACAGAGAGAGAGAGAGAGAGGAAGGGAGGCAGGGAGAGCAGAGAUUCGGAUUGUUUUUGAAUCCUUUUAGAAAGAGGGGCUUUUUUUUUUGUUAGUGGUUACAGUGAUGGGGAUGGGAGCUCUCCGUUCGCACAUCCCCCGCAGACGCUGCAUUGGCGUGAUCUGCAUCCCAGCUGGAAGGACACUCAGCCGGGGGACUAUGUGAGGCUGGCCCGUUCCCUCAGCCCCUGCCUCCGGCCGCUGUUGGAGCAUGCUGUGGAGGGGGCUAUGCCCCCGCUCCCGGCUCUCUCUCGGGCUCGCCCUCUGUGUCUCGCUGCUGUGCUGGCUUUAUGUCUACCCGGUCUACAGGAUCCCCGACGAGAAGGAGAUAGUCGAGGAGAUCCUGCAGCAGGCGCGCUGGAAGAGGAACCAGACAGCCAUCGCCGCAUUCAGGAGACUACUUGAGCAAUGUUGUGAUGCACAACGGCUGUUUGCUGUGACAAAGUUGAACUCACCCUUGGGAAAGAAUCUCAGGUUUGAUGGAGAGUUCCUCUACUCACUUGCUGUCAACAAUGAAAUCUUCUCCAUGUUUCCACAGGAUACACCAUUCCAGUUGCCGCUGAAAAAGUGUUCGGUUGUGGGAAAUGGCGGAAUUUUGAAGGAGAGUAAUUGUGGCAGUCGGAUCGACAAGGCAGAUUUUGUCAUGCGGUGUAACCUCCCUCCUCUAUCUAAUGAAUACACCAAGGAUGCAGGCUAUAGGACGCACCUGGUGACUGCAAACCCAAGCAUCAUUGAGAAAAGAUUCCAGAACCUUCUGUGGUCCAGGAAAUCCUUUGUGGAAAGUAUGAAGGUGUAUGGCCAUAGCUAUAUUUACAUGCCUGCCUUUUCCAUGAAGACAGGGACAGAUCCUUCCUUCCGUACCUACUACACAUUGUCUGACUUCAGUGCCAACCAAACCAUACUCUUUGCCAAUCCGGAUUUUUUGCGCAAUGUUGAGAAGUUCUGGAAGGGCAAGGGAAUCCAUGCCAAGCGCUUGUCCACCGGCCUGUUCCUUGUCAGUGUUGCCUUGGGCCUCUGUGAAGAUGUGACCCUUUAUGGAUUUUGGCCAUUUUCAAUGGACCUGCAAGGGAGGAUAAUUAGCCACCACUACUAUGACAAUGUGAUGCCUUUUUCAGGCUACCAUGCCAUGCCAGAGGAGUUCCUCCAACUCUGGCUCCUGCAUAAAAGUGGCAUAUUAAAGAUGCAGAUUGGCAAAUGUGAUGAGAAUACAAAACAGUGAAUUGCAGAAGUAUGGAGGGGCGUAACAUACAGGUUUCUGAUGUAGCCCUUGCAGGGUAAAUCUAUUGACUUGCACAGACAUUUCGUUUUGAUAUCGACCCAUAUCAUGUGAGAGAGACGGUGACUGAACACAAAACCAGAACAUCUCUCUUCAUUGCCAUAGACUGCGAACGCAUUUACUGAAAUAAGUGACGGAGUGACCUAGAUCCGUACUGACUUCUACUUCCAACACUUCACCUGCACUGUGCAUGGAAUAUCUUGUUGAAAAGCGUGUGGACAGACUGGUAGAGUUGAUGGACUGUGUCAAUUUAUACCAGUUGGUAGGCACAUCCAUUGUUAGUUAAUGCGUAGACUGCCAGAGGCUUAGUUUUAUAAAAGGUUGCUUGUAAAUAUUAUCUUAGUUGUUGUUUAAAGAUUCCCAUGGAAGCAGCUGGUAACAAGAUCUCUGUUGUCCUCGGAUUUGUCUGUGAGUUAUAUUGGACCCAGACUAGUCGAUCUGGUCAGCUCCAUAAACAGAUUCCUAGCAUUUCCUUACUUUUUGAUUCUUUUUGCAAGCCCCAGUGCAAAGCAAUUAGCUUCAUACAUUUUUAAAACUGAGUGGGGUUUUCUUUCGGACCUGCAUAAAUAAGUCAAUCUCAAUCAGUUUUUUUUUUGCCUUAACUUCGUAGAUACAGAAUAGGCUUCCACCUCUUGUGUUUGUCUUAUAACUUUGUUGCAUCUUUCCGUGAUCAUUUACUUUCUAUUCCUAUGCUGUGGGUCAAUGCAAAAUGUCACUGAGGAUAUCUAUUUCUCCCAUUGCGAGAAUAUCAUUGAACAUAUAAAUAUGGACAAAAAGUCCAAUUGGAAUCAUUUAUUACACAAAACUGACAGCAAUUGAAUGCAAUCAUUUAUUGUAUAGACUAGACAGCAUGGGAGGUCUUUAGUUAGUUGCAACUCCUUGGGCUUGAAAUUUUAAACAGAAGAAUUUAGUUUUACAUGUUCCUUCUGCAGGAUGGGCAAGUCUUUAGUGCUGGCUUGGAAACUCAUUGGAUAGAAGUUUAGCCCAAGGGACUGCUGGUGAGUGUGAUGCUGUGCUCCCCACAGCCAUGGAACCAGGCCAUGUUGGGAGUGAAUCAUACAAAUUUACUUCUUGCUAACAGCAAUGGUAUGAGAUUUUCAGAGAAUUGCCUUUCAGGCCAAGAUAUUUCAUAUCGUUACUGUUGAUUUGCGAGAGAAACCUGACUUUUCUGCUUUGCUGUUGUGAGAAUUUUGCCUUUGCUUUCUGGUUGUGUAUCUGGUUUAGAGAGACUUGGGGAUGGAAUGAGAAAUGUCUGUUGUCAGUGUUGUUACAGUGUUUUUUCUAACUCAGGUUUAAAACUGUUUCCAAUGCUGAAUUUUCUCACGGCAACAUUUUAAUGUCAGAUUGACAUAUUACUUGAAGCAAGUUCAUGUCAAAUCUUGGGAAAAUAGAACUCCUGGAGACAGUUGAUCUGCCUUCAGCUCGGAAAUCUAUUUGGGGUUCAUUGUCACAGUUUUCAAGAUAGAGUGUCAUAACAGCCAACUCUGCAAAUUUGGGACAAUACUGACCCUGGCCCUGACAAAUAUGUCUGCCUGGAUAUUUUCCUGAAGCAUGUGUCGAAUAUAGGAAACAGGUUUUGAAUUUGCAAAAUUUGUUAAUGUUUUUUGUACGUUAGUAAGGAGAAUCAUAUUACAACGCAAAAGAGGGUGAACUCAAUCAUCAGCAGGAUCCCAUUGCAACCUUCGCACUUAGAUCGUUGCCAUUGGUAUUUACAAUGCUGUGUUGCCAAUCAAGGGGACUUUCAACCUGGAUUGCAGUUGGAAGGGAUUGUAUGUUGUUGGACAUUGAAUUCAGAUAGGCCCAAGUUUCAUUCCAGUUGUUCAUUUAAGAAUGCUGUAGUUUCAUCCCCAUCCCCAUACCCCAAUUUGAUAUUGUUCAGCUGUGUUCAGCAAGUUGGAGUUUGAUCAUUGGUUAGAACCGAAUGCUUCACUUACAAGGGCAAAGGUGAGUCCCACUCUAUCAAAAGCAGCUUCCUGUAUGCUCAUUGCAAGGCAGAAAUUGAUGAAUGGUUAGAAAGAUGGAUCUGACCCAGCCCAGACCUUCUUUGUCAGAGUGGGGAAAGCCUGUGAAAACAGAAAAAUGAGAGCGUCGAUGUUUAAAUGUAAAAAGUACAGCAGUCAAUUGUGACCAAUGUGUUCAAGAAAGUGAAAGAUCCGUCUGUGCGUGUUGCAAAUCCAGCUGGGUGGAUAUAUUAAUCUUAACACAGAUAGUAGGUAUUAGGUGGGUAUCUGUGAAUGUAUUGUCUAUGAAAUGCUGUAGCAAACUGUCAUAGAAUACCCUGUCAAAACUCCCCAUAUGUUUCUUAAAAGCAUUAGAAUAGAUCUUGUAGAACCCUAGUGGAAGAAUUGCAUAUCCUGUAAGGUUUUGCUGAUUUACCUUUUAAAACAGGGCUGACUUUAACCUUUGUAACGUAGUCGAAAAGGUGGAAGAAAUCCUUGAAUCUCCAUGUCUUCGCGUCCCGUUACUAUUGUAGCUGCCUGUCAACAUAGGAACUUCAACUCCCUCAGUGAGGCCCAAAGGAUUCUGCUUGGGAUCCCAGUAUUAUUAAGGUGCAAACCACCAUUUCUGUGUGCUGAUAUUAGUUGUUUCUUGAUCUUUUAAAAGGGGCAGUGUUGUGUGUGCUGUGUGCGCAGUAUGUGUAUAAGCCAAAUGUGCAGCAAGGUUAUGUUGCACUGUGAGAAUAUUUCAGCUAGCUGGCCUGUUCCUUUACCAUGAACAGCAGAUUUGAUUUCACCUGAUUUCAUAUUUGGCUACCUCAGGUAUGUAUCUGACUCCUGGCUGCCUUAAUUAUUCUCCCAUCGGUUAAUGAAAAAGGACACAAGUCUGUAAAUGGAUAGAAGACAAAUUUGAAUCAACUGAUCUUUAUCAUUGUAAUCCAGUUAAUUUACAUCAUUUUUGCUCACAAUCGAUGAAUCCUGUCCUUUUAUUAUGACACCCAUUCCAGUAAUAUAAAGGCAACUGGCUCCUUUUUUACAUUCAACAAUGCUGUUGUAGUCUGGAUCAACAUUGUAUAAGAGUGAAUUGUGAGCUUUUUCAUGGUCAAUUAGAUGAAUCUUCUACUGGACUUGUAGUUUUUCUUGGUGCUAUUAAUGUAGCUUCAGAUUAAUAAUUUUAUUUUCAUUUUCUUAAACAUUUCAUCAAAAAUAUGUACAUCAAAUGUAGUUAUAGUUUUUGAUAUGUGCCCUCCUGUUUGAGUAGAUUAUGGCAUACUUUAACAAUUACCGGUUCAGUCAGUUCCACAACAGAUAUAUAAGUCAAUAGCAACUGAUGUUUGCACACAUAUACAUUAGCGACCUCCUUAUCAAGGUGUUCAUUAUAGGACAAUGGAGCUUUAGUCAUUGUAACGUAUUAGUUUUGUAAAUCAGAAAAAAAACUAUUGUACUUAGUUCAUUUUGUGCAAACUGUUGCAUACAUUGAAAUCAAUUGUGUACCUGCAGACAUAUGAGAUGGCUGUCCAGCUAUUAAGCUCGUGAUUUUUUUUUGUGAAUGAUGCAAUCACUGUUUGAUUGUUAGCAUUUUAAGUGUAGCAUGUGGAGAAUAACAAGGUUACAGAAUUGCAUGAAGACAUGAUUAGUUAAUAGCCUCCUCUCGUUCAUUCUGUCUUCGUUUUUGUUUCUGAAGCCUUAAGCUCUUUGCAGCUUGAGUUGUUUAUGAUAUUUCUGUCAGUAUAUACUUUUAAGAAGUAUGUGCACUUGGAACUGAAACUGUUUCCACAUGCAACUAAACAGAACACUCCACGGGGUGAAGUACAACUCCAGGGGCCUGAGCUGCUGUAGUGGAUACAAUUACAUUUUUGAAGGGAGACAAUGUAUAAAAUUGCAUGCAAAAUUCAAGGAAGGAUAAUGGCAAAGAUUUUGUUUGCUGCAAAGUUUUAUCGAUGUUUGACUUUUGACAUCUUACACAAUGUCGCUGGUGUCAGAAUAGAUUCACACAAAACUUUUGGUUUUAAUUGGAAGAAUUUGUAUUUCAAAGCCAGUGUCUAUAUUUUAAUCGUAUUCUUUUGUGAGCCCCAGGUUUAUGACCAUUCCUGACAUACGUCCAGUAGUCCCACAGAAAGCAGUCAGAUUUCCCAGCAUUACAUUUGAGUGUCUUCGUAACUCACUGAACGCAAUGUUAAUACCACAAGGGGAGAUCUUUCUAAGUCUGAGCUAUGAGCUGGGGAGUUACUGGGCGUAAGGAACUCAUCCCAUUUUCCGGUUUAAUUACAGAUAAAGAGAAGCCAUUCCACUCACUUUGUUGAUCCAGUCAAUCCUACAUUCCCUCAUUUUGGCAUUUAUCUGGCUGAUCACUGACCCCCAGGAGUUUUGCUUCCAUUUUUUUCUUGGAGGGAGUUCCCUGAGGGAAUAUCUAAGUUUGUCUCUCACCAGUUCAGCUGAUCUAACCUUCUCAAUUUAACAUAAUAUUCUGAAUUUUCUUUAUUAUUGGAAAUAUUGAAAUAGGAGUGGGUUAUGCAAACCCUCGAGCUUGUUCUGUCUCAUCUACAGUCUAAACUCCAUUUAUCCAUCUUGAUCCCAUAACGUUUAAUACCGUUCCCUAAUGAAAAUGUGCUGUGCUCAACUUGGAGACUUUCAGUUCCUUUGGGAAGAGAGUUACAGGUUUUUAUGACUCUUUGGAGUUAUUCUUGACAUCUCCUGUGAAUGGCGCAGCACAAUUUUUAACACUGUGACCCCUAAUUCUGGACUUGCCUUUAAUUAUGAAACAUUUAGGAUCAAUUUCUUCUCCUUACUUUGUUGCUGGAGGAGCUAACUCAUUUAUUCCAAAGGGGUUAGAUAGUCCAUGAUACAAAAGGGGAAUUUGACUCUGAAUGAGCCAAACGUAUAAUAAAGAACCCUGUUGCAAACUUAUACUUUUUGCACUUAUCAGGACAAAUGCAAGAGUGCCAAAUUUCAAUUGCUCACAAUUUAUGCAACAGACUUUGGGGAGGUGAUGGCUGAGCGGUAUUAUCGCUGGACUGUUAAUCCAGAAACUCAGGUCAUGUUUUCGGGACCU
This is a messenger RNA of Chiloscyllium plagiosum (whitespotted bambooshark), 6799 nucleotides long. RefSeq names its product ST8 alpha-N-acetyl-neuraminide alpha-2,8-sialyltransferase 1 (gene st8sia1). Gene Ontology annotation, biological process: oligosaccharide metabolic process; N-glycan processing. The record is from RefSeq and is a predicted model, not a curated record. NCBI's taxonomy places the organism in Eukaryota, Metazoa, Chordata, Chondrichthyes, Orectolobiformes, Hemiscylliidae. Gene Ontology annotation, molecular function: alpha-N-acetylneuraminate alpha-2,8-sialyltransferase activity.